UUUUUAAUUUUCGCUUUUUUUUUUGGUUGUUCCGUCCUCUUGACUUCUACUGCUGUUUCAGACGGAGAGAGAGGGAGAGCCUGAGAAAGAGAAAGAGAGAGAGAGAGAGGUUGAAGAAGAAGAAAUAUUUCCAAAAACCCAAGAAUCGUUUUUUAUUUUUUUUGUUGCUGGCUUGAUUCUCAUGGAAAAUCUCACUCAUCCUCGUAAUCCAAACAAGUCUUCUUCUUCUUCACUCCCUAAGAAGAAACCUUACAAUGGCCUCACCCCCGGCGGAGGUUUUACCUACACCAACUCCUCCGGCAACACCACCACCUCUACAUACGACGACGUUUUCGGUGGUCCGCCUAGGUUCGGUGCUCCCACUUUAUCUCCUCGUCUUGAAGACUACUGCGAGAUUUUCUCCGGCUCCUCACGCGCCGCCGUUUCUUCGAUUCCCGUACUCGAUCUUCCCCUAGUUGAUGGUAGAGAUGUCUACUUCGAUGUUCGGACUCAAGGUUUUGAUUACCGUGAAGUCUUCGGUUUUAACGAUCUCGAUUUAGCUCCUUCCUAUGAAGACCUUUUUUACCAGCAGAGGUCUACUACGGUGGUUGGUCUUUGUUAUUCCUCCGACGAUGCUUGGACUCCUGAAGAAGUAGAGUCAUGCUCAGGAGGUACAGAGCAUUCUGGCAAAAGUCCUUGUUUCUCUAAUGGUAGAGAUUCAUAUGAUUCCGUUGAUGGAAGCACUGAGUUCAACAUGUCUUAUAACAAAGCUAGCGGCGGCGGGGAUACAAAUAUGUCAAGUGGUGGUGGUGUCAUACGUGUAGCUGGCUACACUGCUGCAGUUGAUGAAAUGAUUUGUGCUGGUGGAACAACUAAGGAGACUGGGCCCUCUUCUCUUGGCAGCAGAGGUACAACAAGUAGAUUUGCCUUUGAAGACAAGUAUUACACUUGUGAACCUUUUGUUACUGUUUCUGAGAUUGGUUUGAAGACUCAUCCUACUGGGAUCCCACCUCCUUCGAGGCCACCUCCUGUAUUAAAGAGCGGCUUUAGAAGUUCGGCAUCUAAUUCUGGAACCACCGGAUCAGAAGGAUCUGCGGAUAGUAGUUGUUCUCCACCGUUUUUUGAUGUUGAGGUUGAUGCUAGUUCCGCUGCUGUGAGAGAAGCUAUGGUUAAAGCUGAGGCAAAGCUGAAAAAUUCUAAAGAGCUGUUUGAAAGGAAGAGGGAUGGGGCAAGGACCACCACGAAGAAUAGAUUGACUGAGGAAUCGAAACCGGGCCAUACAGCGGGUUUGAGGGAUAAACGUGGAAGUAAGUCACUCUCUUCUCAAGGGUCUGCAGACUCUGAUGAAUGGAAAGAAGCUAAUCAGUUUGUUGAAUUGGUGAGAACUGAGCUACCAAGAAAUGCUGAUGAGAACAGUGGUGGGAAAGAUGUUUGUAUUCCCCUUAAUGCAGAGUUUUUCGAUCAGGAGCUGACAUGGGCAGCCAAUGGGAAAUUGCCAAAACACCCUGGAACGAGAAAGGUAGCAUCUAGGCUUAAGAGACAUGAGAAAAAGCUUGCAGAAAAGGCUCCUGAAGAGCCAAAGAAUGAGAAAUCGGGACAUGUGGAGCUGCAAUUUGAGAUGGGAAACAAUUUGUCUGAUCAUGGUGGGAUAGUGAAACACAGAAAUCUGCUCAGACCAGAAGAAAACAAGCUCUUUACUGAAAAGCCUGCAAAACAAAAGAAGGAAUUGCACUGUGUAGAGAAAACAAAACGCAUACAAAAUCAACAAUCGGAUAGAAAACCACAUCAGAAAGCAGCUGAAAAGAACCAGGAAUGUGUGUUUGAGUGGGAACAAAAUGCGAGAAAGCUCAGGGAGGCUCUUGGUAAUGAAAGCAUGCUAGAGGUCUCCUUGGAAUCGAACGGAAAUGGUAAAAAAUUGGGAAUGCGUGGUGAAAGUGAGACAAAACUGAAUGAGGCCUUGAAGCGGGUGGAGGAGGAAACUAGGGUCAAAGAGGCUCGUGUAAGAGAAGAAAAUGAGAGAAGAGAAAGAGAAGCUUUUGAGAAGGCAGAAAAUGAGAAAAGUCGUAAGGCAGCAUUGGAGCAAGAAGAAAGGGAAAAAAAGAUUAAGGUAGCUCGUGAAAAAGAAGAGAAUGAACGGAGAGUGGCAGAGGCUCGUGAAAAGGCAGAACAAGAAAGGAAAAUGAAAGAACAGCAAGAGUUAGAAUUGCGGCUAAAAGAAGCUUUUGAAAGGGAAGAAAAGAACCGUAGAAUGAGAGAGGCCAAUGAGAAGGCAGAGAGUGAAAGGAAAAUGAAAGUUGCAUUUGAACAAGAGAAGGAACGAAGGAUAAAAGAAGCACGUGAAAAGGAAGAAAACGAGCGAAGAAUAAAAGAGGCUCUUGAGGAGGCGGAGCGAAGGCUGAAAGAAACUCUUGAACAAGAAGAGAAGGAAAGGCAGAUUAAAGAGUUUCAAGAGAGAGAAGAAAAUGAGAGGAGCGCUAAAGAGGCUCUCGAGCAGGCAGAGACUGAGAGGAGGUUGAAAGAAGCCCUUGAGAAAAAGGAGAAAGAAAGGAGGGUGAAAGAGGCACGUGAAAAAGAAGAGAAUGAGAAGAGGCUGAAAGAAGCUAUGGAGCUAGAAGAAAAAGAAAAAAGGCUGAUAGAAGCUUUUGAGAGAGCAGAGAUUGAGAGAAGACUGAAAGAGGAUCUUGAACAGGAAGAGAUGAGGAUAAAGCUGCAAGUAGCCAAGGAUAAUGAAGAAAGAGAAAGAACACAUAGAGAAAAUCAAGAGCAUCAGGAAAAUGAAAGAGAUUCAGGAGAAGAAAGUGACGAGAAAGAAAGAGAUGCUUGUGAAAUAGAGAAAACCUGUGAAACCAUCACAGAGGAUCAUGGAGAGCAAGCAUCUAAUGAAAGUCUUAGCGACAGUCUAGAAGAGGAUGAGAGUAUAGACAACGAAGAACCAGUGACCAACCAAAAGGAAGAAGAAGAAGGACCAAGCCAGAGAGAAUCUAUGUCCGAAGACUCCUGUCCUUGGAAGGUUUUUGAGAAGAACCUCAAAGACGCCAGCCAAAAGGAAGGAACCAAUGAGCUGGAUGCUGAAUCCAGGUUGUUUGAGAGGAAUGAAGAGGCACCACAGUUGAGUGAAAAUGGAGGAUAUAAACAACAAAAUGGAGAAUCAGGUGAGAAAUGCAACUCCGAGAAUAUCAAAGGAGGAAAGCACAAACAGAAAAGUAAAAUGUCUGAUACCUCUAAAGAUGCAUCAGUUCUCAAACGAGACAACGGGUCGAAAACUGAAGUUGAAGAAAGAUCAGAAGACGUUGUAGAUGAAGACGAAAAUGUCAGAAAAGCAGCAGGUGCUGGUAGGGAUCAAAGGCAUCCAGAGGGAAGUAAGUGCGCUCCCAAAACAUCCACUGGUUUCAGAAACCAUGAAAAUAAAUUCACCCAUGAGACCCAAGCAGGUCUAAAUCAAGAUGCAAAAUUGGAAAGACCGUUGCCUUUUCGAGUGCAACGUGAGAAAGAAGUAGAGAGGCUGAAGCGAGAAAGAGACUUUGAGAUGGAGCGCUUAAGAAAGAUAGAAGAAGAAAGGGAGAGGGAAAGAGAGAGAGAGAAGGAUCGAAUGGCUUUUGACCAGAGAGCCUUGGCUGAUGCACGUGAAAGAUUGGAGAAAGCAUGCGCUGAGGCUAGAGAGAAGUCUUUGCCUGAUAAGUUAUCAAUAGAGGCAAGACUUAGAGCAGAACGUGCGGCAGUGGAGAGAGCAACUGCUGAAGCUCGUGAACGUGCAGCUGAAAAGGCUGCUUUUGAGGCGAGGGAGCGAAUGGAAAGAUCCGUUUCUGAUAAGCAAUUUCAGAGUUCAGGUUUCUUUGGUGAACGAAUGGAGAGAUCAGUUUCUGAUAAGCAAUUUCAGAAUUCAGUCUCUUUUGGUGCUUCAAGAUAUCAAAACUCUCCUGGUACUGAUGGUGAAUCGCCUCAAAGGUAUACAUCGAGAUUAGAAAGGCAUCGGAGAACAGCUGAUCGUGUGGCUAAAGCGUUAGCAGAGAAGAACAUGCGUGAUCUUGUGGCUCAGAGAGAACAAGCAGAAAGAAUUAGAGUCGCUGAAACCUUGGAUGCGGAAGUAAAGAGAUGGUCAAGUGGAAAAGAAGGAAACAUAAGAGCAUUACUCUCAACAUUACAAUACAUCCUUGGUCCCGAGAGUGGUUGGCAACCUAUACCAUUAACAGAAGUCAUAACUUCAGCAGCCGUGAAGCGAGCUUACAGGAAAGCAACACUUUGUGUUCAUCCAGACAAAUUACAGCAACGUGGUGCAAACGUUCAUCAGAAAUAUAUCUGUGAAAAAGUCUUCGAUCUUCUUAAGGAAGCUUGGAACAGAUUCAACUCAGAAGAAAGGUAGAGUUAUGACAUAUGACCUUUAGUAGUAGUAUAUGACAAUGGUUUCUCAGCUUUCUUAACAUUUCUUAGAGAGUUGAUUUUUUUUCUACAAUUUGUUUUAUUGUAAAGUCGUGCUUCUAGAGUAGUUGAAGAGUAAAUAUCCCUUUGGUAUCUUUUUUUCUUUCUAUGAUUGCCAAUUUGCCUAGAUGAUCAUUCAUUGUAAUCAUUUCUACAAUUAUCUGUAGAUUUUAAUAUAAAUAUUUCUAAGCAAUUAUAUAGUUUUUUUUCUU
Camelina sativa (false flax) is the source of this 4607-nucleotide messenger RNA. RefSeq lists its product as uncharacterized. Gene Ontology annotation, cellular component: cytoplasm; vesicle; intracellular membrane-bounded organelle. Lineage: Eukaryota; Viridiplantae; Streptophyta; Magnoliopsida; Brassicales; Brassicaceae. Gene Ontology annotation, molecular function: clathrin binding. The record is from RefSeq and is a predicted model, not a curated record. Gene Ontology annotation, biological process: clathrin-dependent endocytosis; clathrin coat disassembly.